AUGGAGACGAUGAAGGGCAGGAUGAACCGAGGUUUGCGCGUGUGGCCGUCCUCAAUCCCGGACAACGGCCAAGGUGCAUGUUUUCACGAUCUCCCCUCACACCAAGUCACCGUGGACAAAAGGACAAUGCGCACGUCCAAAUCUUGGUGUUGUUGUUUUUGCCUAGAUUCUCAGCUGUUGUGUGAGGUGACAAGGCGCCUGUGGUGUGCCGGAGUCGUUUUGCGCGCCAGCCCGCAACAUCCAAUCACUGGAGAAGAUUGCAAGAUGGCAUUCCCCGCGGCCCUGCAGAGCUGCCGACAAAGAAGAUCCAGCUGCUGA
Effrenium voratum is the source of this 318-nucleotide messenger RNA. The record is from the annotation of a GenBank genome assembly. Lineage: Eukaryota; Dinophyceae; Suessiales; Symbiodiniaceae.